UUAACUUCAAAUAAAACACACUGUUCCGGCAGUUGCCGGGUGAAGAUAGCGUGUGGCGUGUUUUCGAUAUUUUAAUGUGAUAAUAGCGUAUAAAAUUUUUUUGUAGCGGACGCUGUGCAGUCUUCGUGUUUUACUGCGGAUAUUUAUUUGUGUUCACGCUCCACUUUUUGUAGACGUGUGGUUUACACAGCUGUCAAACAUGAAAUUCCAACCAGUAACACAUUGUAUAUUCGAUAUGGAUGGAACACUUUUGGGUGACAAUGUUGCAAAUGUCUCCACAUAUCUGAAAAUCUUGUGAAUUGGCUGGAGUCCUUCCAUAAGAGCUGAAGAAAUAUUAAUUUAACUAUUCUAACCAAGGUGGCUCAGUGGUUGAGGCAGUAGAUAAGCGUUUUGAAUGGGGAGGGACACGGAGAGGAUAUACACCAUUGCUACACAGGAGAUAUGCCAAAAAUAUGGAAAGACUUUCACAUGGGAAAUCAAGCAGCAGCAGAUGGGUAUGACGGGCAAAGAAGCGGCGGAACAUAUAAUUAAAGCCUUAGAUUUACCAAUAACAGUAGAGGAGUAUAUUACACAAGCACAGGCUUUAUACCAAAAACUUAUGCCGGAGUGUAACGUAUUACCAGGAGUGGAUAAACUGAUACAUCAUCUGCAUGAACGUGGCAUACCAAUAGCAGUUGCAACCAGCAGUGGAGCAGAAAGUGUGAAAAUUAAAACAAGUCAUCAUAAACCACUGAUGAGUUUAUUCCAUCACAUUGUGUGUGCAAGUACAGAUCCUGAAGUUGAGCACGGAAAGCCAGCUCCAGAUAUAUUCCUUGUCUGUGCUUCGAGAUUUGAUGACAAUCCGGACCCAGAAAAGUGUCUCGUGUUUGAAGAUGCACCAAAUGGAGUAAAAGCUGCACGAGCUGCUGGCAUGCAAGUUGUUAUGACUCCAGAUGAGCAAGUUAAUGAUGAUAUGAAGCAAGAGGCAACUAUUGCUCUCAAGUCCUUGGAAGAGUUUAGACCUGAAUGGUUUGGUCUUCCACCAUUUUAAGUUAUGUGGUAAACUAAUUGUGGUUUAUAGUCAAGCAAUUUAAGAUGCUAAUAAAUCUGUAUUUUGUUUGUUAAAAAAUUAUGGUACAAGAAAGAGAGUUCCUCUUGUAGCUAUAAACUAUUGUUGAUCUUACAUAAGCAACUUUUAUAAACUGUUGUUGACAUUUUUUGAAAAUGCUUUUUAGUUAUGUACUUAUGCUUGUUGUUUAGUGGGUUACAAUAUCACACUAUUGUGUGCUGAUUAAUAUGGGAUUUGCUUUUGGUCUAAUGAAACUACUUACUUUUUUGCAUGCAUCCUAUUUGUAGCUGGCAUGAAAUAAAUAUUAUUUUUCCCAAUA
Molecule: messenger RNA, 1367 nt
Organism: Schistocerca gregaria
Lineage: Eukaryota; Metazoa; Arthropoda; Insecta; Orthoptera; Acrididae
Product: pseudouridine-5'-phosphatase-like
Exons: 5
Coding region: 395-1030 (211 amino acids)
Molecular function (GO): phosphatase activity
Source: RefSeq, a predicted model, not a curated record